AUGGAGCCAACCACCUCCAACAAACGUAAAAAGCCCGACGACCAGGAUCACCAUCCCAUCACUUUGAAGAGAUUCGAAUCGCCACGACCAGUUCAGAACAUCUUCAUGUCCAGUGGAGAAGCGUUUCCGAGCAUACUCAGCCUGUUACACCCCUCGGGGAAUCAUGUGGCUGCACCGACAAGCACCGACAAGCACCAGGUGUCCUCCUUCGAAUUCGGGGAUAUAGCACACUUGGCUAUCAAUCUGCAAAAGAAAGACUUACCAACCUUGAAUGCGUUACUCGAGGACAAAAUCUUUCGAAUCGCCUUACAAGAACGAAAAUUCGACUAUAUGGCCCUUAGUAUUCUAGUCUUCUUCAAGCAAAACGCAGGUCUCGCGUUCAAACUCGGUAUUGCUCUAGCGAAUCUAGAUAGUAGUAGCUCAGAAUACAAGAAAGCUACAUCCAACGAGGUGCUACAACGCACUUUGUUCGAUGCAUUGUCCAACGUGGCCCAAGACCGCAAAGUGGAAGCAUGGAAAGCGGUUUUCAGUCAUCAACUCUUCCAACAUCGACGCACUGUGGAUAUGCCCUGGGAUGAGGAAGAGGAAGUACAAAUGGAAGCAUGGCGUGCGGAGUUCGUUGGCAAGAGCCAUUGCGUCCUUUGGGAACACCUAGUGAGGUCGUGCUCAGCACCUGACAAGGAGAACAUGUACGCUUUCUGUUGCUCCAUCGUCGAUUCUUCCGGAAUGGGCAAGUCGAGACUGGUGGAAAAAUUCAGGUAUCCACCGCCAGAUGACGAUGCUCGAGAUUUUCUCACAGAAGACAUAUGGGGACAGAAUGAUUAUAACCUGCGCGUGCGGUCAUUCCUCAUAGCACUAUUCAUAACCACGCGUCGUAUUUUGGAAAAGCAGUAUCAGGAUGCGUCUACUACAGGAGAAGGCGUAGUUGCGAGAUUCAUGCAUGACCUAUUUGAGGAUGGAGGGUUAGAAAUGAGUCAUGGGGACAAACGGCAUGAGUUCUAUAGGAUUGUCGUCCUUGGACAAGACCCUUGGGAAACCGGGCUGUUUGGAACAGACACAAAAGGCCCUUUUCUCACCCUCUCAUGGGACGAAGCCCAUGCUCUUACCAAACGAGAGUAUAAUAGAUCAAAGGAGACGUAUUGGACCCGAUUAGAUGAAUUUCGGCGAGUGCUUAGAGAUUGUGACCGGAGCGGUAGACUAUUCUCUUUGUUUCUCUCCACCAACCCCAAGAUAGACGAGUUCUCUCCCAAGUCGCCUGCAAGAGGUGAACGAGCACUAUACCUCCCGGAUCCCUUUAUCACCCUCGAUUUUGACCAAGGCGCACAUGGCCUGGUAAACCCAGAGAGUGGUUUCAAACUCUCAGAGGCUAUACAGCCGCAGUGGAUUGUAAAGUUUGGCCGACCUUUGUAUGUUUGGCAUCUCGCUUUGACAACCAUUAACCUUUUGGCUAGAUGGUAUACUCGAUAUGAAAAUGGCAACAAAACAGUGAAAACCCGUAUCUUCAACUUUGGCAUGGCAAAGCUACUUUGCAAGAGCAGCAUUGAUGAGAAAACGUUUCCAACUCGGCAGGAUAUCUUGGCGAUCAUGGGUCUUCGAUUGGGCCUACAGCUCGGUACACAAGAUGGAUCUGGCGCGUAUAUUGCCCAGGAACUUGUAGAACGCCACAUGCGUCUCAUUGUGCGGUUGAAUGCAAAUUUACAAACGAUCAUGACAAACGCACCCUCUGAGCCCGUGCUUGCAGAGGCAUCGAUUCGAUUAAUGCGGCUUUUGACGAGAUUCCGACCAGUGAAAGCUCUGCAACAACUAUUCGAGGAUCCGCUCCACACGAAAGGGGAGAGAGGUGAGUUUAUAGCUGCCCUUUUGCUCCUAUUGGCAAGAGAUGAGGCACAACAAGAGCAAGAGGGGGGCUGCGCCAAGAUCCCGGUGACGAAAUUGUUGGAGAAAUUGCUGGGUGAAGAAGUGCUUAAAUUCUAUCCUAAUGUUUCUACACCAGAGAAGGAAGCCAUGACGCUGGAGGAUGCAUUCAAAGACACAUACGUGCACUUCACACACGCAAUUAUCGUACAAGGUCAACGCGCUCCGGGGAAGGACAAGAUAUGGUUGGUGGUAGCACGAGGAGGCUUACUCAUUUGUGCCACGGAUCAAUGGGGAUUCGACCUCUUGAUACCUGUCGUUCAGGGAGACAUAGUGAACGAAAGCACUGUGACCGUGAUAUUGAUACGAGUUAUGAACGACACAGCCAGCGAUUCGCAAUGCGUGCGACUCUUCGAUGGCAUGGACCCGACGUAUACUGGCUUUCUACCCCCAUUUCAAGAGCCGAAAACGUUUGAACAUCCCUUCAUUCGCAUUGUGAUGGCGCUUCAGGGCUCACAGAGUGGGGUUACACCGCAUAUUCUUCCACCAAACAAGCGAAGUGACUAUACAACAUAUGACAUGGUGUGCCGAGGCCUCACACACGACACGUACAAAAUCAUCGACAGGGAAGAUGAGAAAGAUUGGAAAAGAUGCCUGGAUAUUUUGGGGGGAUACAACGAGUAUCUUAAGCAUCCAGAUGGAAGGGAUAUGAACCCCGAGGAGGCGAGGACGACCGCUUCGCGAGCGCCUGGUUUGUUCUCUGUAGAAGAAUUUCCAUAUAAAUGGGUAAAGAAGGAGGACAAAGGUGUUGAAGGUUGA
Acaulospora colombiana is the source of this 2673-nucleotide messenger RNA. The record is from the annotation of a GenBank genome assembly. Lineage: Eukaryota; Fungi; Glomeromycota; Glomeromycetes; Diversisporales; Acaulosporaceae.